This is a messenger RNA of Macrosiphum euphorbiae (potato aphid), 1542 nucleotides long. Lineage: Eukaryota; Metazoa; Arthropoda; Insecta; Hemiptera; Aphididae. The record is from the annotation of a GenBank genome assembly.
AUGAAAUUGAAUUCACGACACGUGUCUCAGAGGUGGGUGAUGGCUGUGAUGGGGAUGAUGGGCGUCACAAUGGCGUACGUGAUGCGGGCCUGCUUGGGCAUUACCCUCACGCAAAUGGUCAAGCCCGUGGUGGUUGUGGAUGGAGGUGUGAAAUCCGUCCGGCACGACUACUGUCCAAUGCAAAAGUCGUCAUCGCGGGGUCACCCAAAGUCCAACAGGACAGAAACAGUGGAGGACGAGUUCCAACAUAGGUUCGAUUGGGACGAGAAGACGCAAGGUGAGAUCCUGUCGUCGUUCUACUAUGGUUACAUACUCACCCACCUACCCGGUGGAGUAUUAUCCCAGAGGUUCGGUGGCAAGCACACGAUGGGAAUAGGAAUACUAUCCACCGCAAUCUUCACGUUGAUGACUCCAUACGUAUCGAACAUGGGUCCGAAGCCACUGACAAUUCUUCGGUUCGUCGAAGGACUCGGAGAGGGAACUACUUACCCGGCUCUCUACACGCUCCUGGCACAGUGGGCCCCGCCUGAAGAAAAGGGAAAACUCUCUACAGUAGUGUUUGCAGGAGCGCAAAUAGGUAAUAUUUUCUCAAACUUCUUGAGUGGUUUCAUCAUACAAUACAUACCCGGCGGUUGGCCGAACGUCUUUUACUUUUUCGGCAUUACCUCGUUGAUUUGGUUUGUGCUCUGGUGCAUGUUCGUUUACAACGACCCAAAAUCCCAUCCGUUCAUAUCAGACAUGGAGCGUGACUAUUUAAAACAGUCAAUCGGAAGCCUAGAAAGAAAAAAGGAUUUGCCCCCUACGCCAUGGAAAUCCAUAUUAACGUCAUGGCAAAUAUGGGCACUGAUUUUUAUUGAAGUAGGACAUGACUGGGGUGCUUUUACGAUUAUCAGUGAUCUCCCUAAAUAUAUGAGUGACGUCUUACAUUUUUCCAUUAGUGAAAACGGUUUAUUAUCGUCCUUCCCAUUCAUCGCCCAAUGGGUUACGUCGAUUUUAGCUAGUAUUUUGGCUGACUGGCUGAUAAGCAAGCGAAUAAUGAGUGUCACUGCGGUCAGAAAAAUUUUCGCCAUUAUAGGAAAUGUCGGGCCUGGUAUUGGUGUAAUGUGUGCUUCGUUUGUCGGAUGUGACAAAAUGAUAGCAACUCUAUGUUUUACUUUGGGUAUGGCACUAAUGGGAUUCUGUUAUCCCAGCAUCCGUGUCAAUUCACUCGACUUGUCACCCAAUUAUUCUUCUACUAUAAUGGCAUUAGUCAACGGUAUUGGUUGUUUAUCAGGAAUGGCUACUCCAUAUAUCGCUGGAAUUCUCACACCAAAUAGGACGGUUUUAGAGUGGCGGCUUGUAUUUUGGAUUAUGAUGAUAGUAAUGACAUCAUCAUCUGUGUUAUAUGGGCUAUUUGGAUCCGGUGAGUUACAACCAUGGGACGACUUCGAACAACAUUAUCUAAAAGAAAAGGAAAAAUCAGAGAAGGGAUUACCUAUGGAUGAAAGAUUAAGUAUAAUUCAUUCAAAAUCCAUAGAAGAUGAAAAAUCGUUAAAUAAUUAG